This is a messenger RNA of Exophiala dermatitidis NIH/UT8656, 3135 nucleotides long. Its product is annotated as DNA ligase 4. Gene Ontology annotation, cellular component: DNA ligase IV complex. Bases 1 to 3135 code for a protein of 1044 amino acids. Gene Ontology annotation, biological process: DNA recombination; DNA biosynthetic process; double-strand break repair via nonhomologous end joining. The transcript has a single exon. Gene Ontology annotation, molecular function: DNA binding; ATP binding; DNA ligase (ATP) activity. Lineage: Eukaryota; Fungi; Ascomycota; Eurotiomycetes; Chaetothyriales; Herpotrichiellaceae. The record is from RefSeq and is a predicted model, not a curated record.
AUGUCUGAUGACGGAGGUUCUGACGGCGCUUCGGCGCAUCGAGUCCCAAACGAAGAUGCUACAGAACUAGAAAGACGGCUAGAGGAAGAGUAUCCGAACCGGCCCAGGAAUCAUUCUCCCACGCUUCCAUUCCACACCCUGUUCCGAGACCUGUUCAAUCCUCUUAUCGAGAACAGAGCAAACAAACCCGGUACAACCAUUGCCAACCGCCGGAAGGUAGGCCCAAAUGCCUCAAAUAGUGUCUCUCCAUCGGAAAGGCGCCGAGCGAUCAUUGAACGAUAUAUUGCUCGGUGGCGGCGAGAUGUCGGAAACGAUUUCUAUCCCGCAAUGCGCCUCAUCAUUCCCGACAAGGACCGCGAACGGGGAGUUUACGGUCUGAAGGAGAAGAUCCUGGGUAAACUGCUGGUAAAGAUCAUGAAGAUCGACAAGAAUUCCGAGGACGGCUUCAAUCUCCUGCACUGGAAGAUCCCCAGCCAAAGCAAAUCUGCUGGAGAUUUUGCCGUGCGAUGCUACGAGGUCAUAUCGAAAAGGCCGAUGAGAAUCGAAGUGGGAGAUAUGACCAUCGAAGAGGUGAACGAGCUUCUAGACAAAUUGUCCGCAGCCCCAAGAGAAGAACACCAGUUGCCUAUCCUAACCGAAUUCUACAAGCGUAUGAAUGCUGAGGAGCUCAUGUGGCUGAUCCGGAUCAUCCUACGACAAAUGAAAGUGGGCGCCACUGAAAAGACCUUCUUCCACAUCUUUCAUCCCGAUGCCGAAACUCUUUUCAAUGUGUCCAGCAAUCUUCGUAGAGUGUGUUGGGAACUCUACGAUCCCAGCAUCCGGCUCGAAGGUGACGAAGCCGGGGUAAUGCUUAUGGAAUGCUUCCAGCCCCAACUUGCUCAGUACAAUAUGGAAUCACUCCAGAAGAUCGUUCAGAGAAUGCGACCGACCGAAGAGGAUGACGAAUUCUGGAUUGAGGAGAAAUUGGACGGCGAGCGUAUGCAACUGCAUAUGAUAACCGAUGACUCGAUAGAAGGAGGGAGGCGAUUUCAAUUUUGGUCCAGAAAGGCGAAAGACUAUACUUACCUGUACGGCAAAGGGUUUUAUGAUAGAGAAGGGGCUUUGACACAGUUCAUCAAGGACGCCUUCCGGCCCGAUGUUGAAAACAUCAUCUUGGACGGCGAAAUGAUUACAUGGGACCCCGAACAAGAUGCCCCAGUGCCUUUCGGGACGCUGAAAACCGCCGCUCUUGCCGAACAACGCAACCCCUUUGCGGGAGGGCAGAGACCACUCUUCCGGGUUUUCGAUAUUCUUUUGUUGAAUGGUCAGAAUCUGACCAGGUAUACUCUCAGAGACCGGCGGAAGGCAUUGGAAGCGAGUGUCAAGUCAGUGCCCCGCCGCAUAGAACUUCAUGAAUACAAGGUAGGGAGAACAGUGGAGGACGUCGAGAAUUGCCUCCGUGAGGUUGUUGCCCAAGCAUCAGAAGGGCUGAUGCUCAAAAACCCGCGCUCCGCAUACCGCCUCGACGAUCGUAAUGGGGACUGGCAGAAGGUCAAACCAGAAUACAUGACGGGACUUGGUGAAUCCUUUGAUUGUUUAAUCAUCGGCGCAUUUUACGGCUCUGGUCGACGUGGAGGGAAACUGUCGAGUUUCCUCUGCGGUCUACGUGCUCCAGCCAACUACAAGAGCCCAUUUCAGAGUCAGAAUCGUCGACAAUCUCAAGUGCAAAGUCAGAGCCAGAGUCAGGCUCAACCGGAAGGGGACGAGCCGUCGCAAAAGUUUGUAUCGUUCUUCAAGGUUGGUGGAGGGAUGACUGCCAACGAUUAUGCCACCAUUCAACAUGAAACCGACGGCAAAUGGCUAGACUGGGACCCCAAACGACCUCCAACGCAAUAUAUCGAGCUCGGCGGCGGAUCCUCUGUGCAGAAAGAGAGGCCUGACGUCUGGAUCAAACCUGAAGACUCUCUAGUGAUUGAAGUCAAGGCCGCGCAAGUGACCGCAAGCGAGGAUUAUGCGUGCGGUAUGACCUUGCGGUUUCCGCGGUUCAAAAAACUUCGAAGGGACAAGGAUUGGCGGACGGCGUUGUCACUGGAAGAGUUCAAGGAUCUCCGCGACAACAUUGAGAAGGAACAAGAGCAGAAAAUGGAAGUGGACGACGCAAAGAAGAAACAGCGGAAGGGGAAUGCUCCAGCCCGGAAAAAGAUGAUCACAGUCGCGGGAUAUAAUGCCAAAGCCGUUAACAAUGCAACGCUACCCGACGGACCACGGGGCAAGGUCUUUGAAGGUCUGACGUUCUACAUCAUGACCGAAUCGACUGCACCGGCACCAAAGAAAUCGAAGCUGGAACUCGAGGCAUUGGUCAAAGCCAACGGCGGCAGGAUUGUCCAAACACAUACCGUUGUUCCAGACACCAUCUGCGUCGCUACGCGCCGUACAGUCAAAGUGGCUAGUCUGCAGAAGCAGAACAACAAAGAGAUCGUCCGGCCCCUCUGGAUAUUCGACUGCAUCGAACAAGCCAAAAAGGACUUUGCAAAGGGGUAUCCGGAGAUGGUUCUUCCAUUGGAGCCCGAACGGCAUUUGUUUUUUGUACCGGACGAGAUGAAAGACAGAUACGCCGACAACGUGGACCAAUAUGGCGACAGCUUUGCCAGAGACACCAGCGUCGAUGAACUGAGUCGGUGCAUGGAUCAGAUGGGUGACAUUCAAACGGCCAACGAGAACGAUAUCCACGAUCUAUUUCCCGACUAUCUCGACAUGAAAGGAUACAUGUUUUACGGACUGGUUUUCUUCUUUGACCAGCCGGAGCUGAAAGCCGACCGGUCGUCCAAACAGACUGAUACACGCUCGGAAUCUGAACUGACCAAUAUUGACGAUUUGGAAUUGAUUAAAACCCGCAAUAUCGCCCUCUUUGCCGGCGCAGAAGUGCUCCCCAAGCAGGGCGCACCUUCGGAAGUCUCACUCGCAACACUCCCUGAGAAGCAGAAACUCACAAUCACGCAUAUCAUCGCUCACCCGGCUUCGGAUCUCCCUGAGCUCAGAAAGACCGUGGCGCGCUGGAAGAGUCGUAAGAUCCCGCAUAUUGUGAGUGCGGAGUGGCUACGGACGUGUUGGCAAGAAGGGACUCGUGUGGACGAGGACGCCUACGUGGCUCGAUAA